Molecule: messenger RNA, 840 nt
Organism: Vicia villosa (hairy vetch)
Lineage: Eukaryota; Viridiplantae; Streptophyta; Magnoliopsida; Fabales; Fabaceae
Product: small ribosomal subunit protein eS7-like
Exons: 6
Coding region: 90-665 (191 amino acids)
Biological process (GO): rRNA processing; translation; ribosomal small subunit biogenesis
Cellular component (GO): small-subunit processome; ribosome; 90S preribosome
Molecular function (GO): structural constituent of ribosome
Source: RefSeq, a predicted model, not a curated record
ACCUCACUCCGCCUCUAGGGUUUCUGCUUCAUUACACUCAGUCACAACAGAGGCCUUUGAUUUCAACCUUCUUCAGCUAAGUUGUCAAGAUGUUCACUUCAAGGAAGAAAAUCAGCAAGGACAAGGGUGCCGAGCCAACUGAAUUUGAGGAAUCAGUUGGACAGGCAUUGUUUGAUCUUGAAAACACCAACCAUGAGUUGAAGAGCGAGUUGAAAGAUUUAUACAUAAACUCUGCAGUCCAAGUUGAUGUUUCUGGCAACCGCAAGGCUGUUGUUAUUCAUGUCCCAUACAGAUUGAGGAAGGGUUUCCGCAAAAUUCAUGUCAGGCUUGUUAGGGAGCUUGAGAAGAAAUUUAGCGGCAAGGACGUAAUCCUGAUUGCCACCAGGAGAAUUGUAAGACCCCCAAAGAAGGGUUCAGCUGCUCAGCGCCCCCGCAGCAGAACACUCACUGCUGUCCAUGAGGCAAUGCUGGAGGAUGUUGUAUUGCCUGCUGAGAUUGUUGGGAAAAGAAUUAGGUACCGAGUUGAUGGAUCCAAGAUCAUGAAGGUGUUUUUGGACCCCAAGGAGAGAAACAACACUGAGUACAAGUUGGAGACAUUUUCUGCAGUUUAUAGGAAAUUGUCUGGCAAAGAUGUUGUGUUUGAGUAUCCCAUUACCGAGGCUUAGAUUCUUAGCUUCUGUUUCCCAGUUUUGAAUUUGCUUCAUGAACUGCAUAUGAUGGAUGCUGCCAGUUAAAUUUUGUUUAAGUUGCCUUUAAUUCUGAAUUUUGUUUGGUGACUUUAAAAAGUAUUUUGUGGCCUAGUUAAGCAAUGUAGCUUUUGAUAUAUUUAUCUGAUUGAAA